Messenger RNA from Naegleria gruberi, 1311 nucleotides. RefSeq lists its product as uncharacterized. The record is from RefSeq and is a predicted model, not a curated record. The coding region runs from base 1 to 1311 and encodes 436 amino acids. NCBI's taxonomy places the organism in Eukaryota, Heterolobosea, Eutetramitea, Acrasida, Naegleriidae. The transcript has a single exon.
AUGUCUCUUCAAGCUAAAGAUUUUCUCGCCAAAAUUUCCUCUGAUUUGAUUUGUUUUUUGGAGCAUGGAGGAGAGGGAAAUAACGGAAUAUCAAACUCUACUCUUCUUAAGGCAAUGUUGAAGGGAAGUUUGGGAGUUGCUGUGUUGAAUGAAAUUUAUUACAUGAUGAAGAGUUUGAUGAGGGAAAGGGAAUCGGAGAAUAUGAUUUUCGAUAGGAAGAAUGUGGAAAAAACAAUUGAUUGCAUGAGGAGGGAUGUGAUUAGAUUUAUUUCCUGUAAUGGAGUGGUGAUGAGUGGAUUGGCUAUUUGCUCUCAUGAUUAUUCGCAUGUAUUGGAGAAGAGUGGAAUAUUAACAAAAAUUGCUUUUUUCCUUACGACUAUUUACUCACCAGCUGUUAUUGCUGAGAUAUUGGAUUGGAUUGGAAUUUCUGAGUAUGACCACUCUGUAUAUGAGAAAGAUAGUACAAUUCUUCCAUUUCGCAAAUCUAAACAGGAUGGAAGGGGAAUAUUUUCUGGAUUUUAUAAUUUUUUAAAGAAACUAUUUAUUGAGCAAUCAUUUCCUAGAUUAUUACUCUUGACCUCCCUCACUCCAUUCAUAAAUAUUCUAAUUGGUAAUCGAUUGGUGCCUAAUGUAAAAUAUUCAGCCACAUCGAACCUAGUUUUGGAUGAAUAUAAACAUGAUCCAGUGGUAAAUCAACAAUUAAUAGAAACCUUAGAGAAGAAAAAAUAUACUUCCCUGUUUUUAAGCUCCUACUUUUUAUCAUUAGGUCAUGGUAUUUCUAUGAAUACUCUUUGCUAUUGGGGUGAAGAAAGAGGAUGGAGAGAUUUUAUGUGGAAUAGACUGAUCAAAAUUGAAAAGCUUGAAAAGAGGAAGGAUGCUAUUGAUACAUUAGAAUUCUUUAAAAAUUCAAUGUUGAUUGGAUUUAUUUCUGGCUUGUGGAAUGUACCUCUUACAUUGGCAGGUAUUAAUUAUGGAGCAAAUAAUUCGAGAUGGGGUGUUAUUCCAAUGGUUUUAAGUCAUACUUUGCUUUCACCUCUACUUUGUUUUGUAACACAAAAGAUUAAGAAUGAGACCAAUACUAUUCGUGAUUAUGGAAUUAUAUCGUCAUUUGCUAGAGGAAUUUAUGAGGCCAUGGGUGGAUUAUCUCAAUAUUUAUCAGACGUUUCUAAUGCUCAUGACAAGAGGUAUGGAAAUAUUUUGGUCGGGCCAAAUUCACUGAGCAGUUGUGCAACUCUGGCAUUAUUGAAUUUAGGAUUGUUUAUUGCACUUUCACACUCAACCAAUAGAUUUUCCAGUACAAGUAAAAAGUGA